AGACAAAUCUGGGCAUCUUGGCCUCACUCGGCGCGCCCAUCGAGCCCGCUACAAAACUCUGCAAUUCGGCGGGGGUUGAGAACCAAAAGUGUUGGGAGUCAUGGCAUUUCCAACUGGGCUCGGGCUCGACGGCGCAGCCCACAAUCCAUUUGCACACGCUGCUUUCUCCGGUUUCACGAGUCCAGACCCGCGGAGUGCGAAUAGAGCUGAAGGGCCGCACAUUGACAUCUUCGAAUGGUAUCCAAGUUACCAAAGCUGCCAGCGUUAUUUUCUCGACCAUGCUCAACACAGUGGGCCAGUCCAGGCGGUUGCCGCCUUCCUAAAUAUCAGCCUACCAUUCCAGCGAGAGGUCCCUGUCACCAAUUAUUCGUCAACUACAUCUUCCCAUGCCGGCGUUUCUUUUAGUUGGACUCCGCAAAAUCGGGCCGGAUCCGCGUUUCCAGGAGCGCGGGCCCAACCGGCGCAUUGGGUCUCCUUAAUUCCCUACAUUCGACGCUUGGUCGCCACCGGAUUCGACUACCCUGGUGUUCUCCAUGGCUUCUUUGGCGACGACUGGGCCAAGGGAGUGGGACCGAUGCAUGAGCAAGAACGCCGCAACUAUCUCUUUGCAGCUAAAAGCGGUGGGUGGGCGUCGGUGAAGAGGGACUACGACAUCAGCCCUCACGAGAGCGUGCCUUUCCUUCGUCCACUGCAGGGAGCGCUGGACCCCGAAAUCGAAGCGGCCGAGAAGACUUGGAGCGAAUGGCUCGCCAUGGAGGAUUGGAUGGUCGGAUCGAGAGCGCCCGAAGUGAUAGCCGAGGCGAGCUCCAAUCCAAACUAGGGUAUCACCGGCGAAUGGCGCAGGCGUCAUCCGACGACAACACAAAACAGUCAGCAAUAAUACGUUAAGAAAGCAGAGGCGUUUACUAUGGGCGCAGGGUUCUCAUCAUUCUGCUGGGGGCAUCCAUUGCAAGGACGGAGUUCGGCGCAUGGGGCGUAUCACUUGAUGUGCCUGACUGAAACCCAGACCGCACCGAAACACCUCUGCCUCUCCUUUAAUUAAUUUUCCUUUUACCCUCC
Molecule: messenger RNA, 1059 nt
Organism: Xylona heveae TC161
Lineage: Eukaryota; Fungi; Ascomycota; Xylonomycetes; Xylonales; Xylonaceae
Exons: 2
Coding region: 101-820 (239 amino acids)
Source: RefSeq, a predicted model, not a curated record